GAGGGCCCCAGGGGAGAAAAGAGCGGGGCAGCGCAAGAGGAGACGGGAGGGCACACGCACAGGGCCGCACGUGCCCGCAUCCCACACGCAGGCUGACUCCGUCCCAACACCCACGCACUGCCUUUCAAACAAGCUGGCACGGACACCCUGACAGUUUACAACACCGUCACACCCCUCGUGCUUGCAGGCGCCCGCGCCCGCGCGCGCGCACACACACACACACACACACACCCCUUCCACCGACCGCUCCCACCAGGACCCCAGAGUUGGACGCGCUGCAGAGCCUACCACCACCACCCCCCACCCCCGCCCCUCCUCCUGGAGUGCUGGGUUUUUCCAGCCGGAGCCUCACUCCCUCUACUGCAAUCUCGGGGAAAUUGGUGUCUGACGCGGCUGCUCCAGCACGUUAUUUAUUGAUUUACUCUGUCCCCCGGGGAGACCCUCCUGUCAGGAGAGCUGCGACCCGGAACUGAGGGAGGCGGGAAGCGGCGGGGCCACGGGUGGCGGGGCAGAGGGGAUGGAGACGAGGACGGUUCAGCAGCCCCCGCCCUGCUCAUCAAGCUCCGGGAGCCCCGCAGGGGCCACCCGGCAGGAGGCCAGAAGAGUGGAGGGAGACUCCAGGAGGAGGGGACAGGAGGCAUCGCUUCGCGACCGAGCCCCCCUGAGCCAGCAGCGCCGGCUCAGACAGGCCACCCAGUUCCUGCACAAGGACUCUGCCGACCUGCUCCCCCUGGACAGCCUCAAGAGGCUCGGCACCUCCAAGGACUUGCAGCCGCACAGUGUGAUCCAAAGACGCCUGGUGGAGGGAAACCAGAGUCGGUUUCAGGGGGAGUCUCCCCCCGCGCAGGCCCCGAUUCACAGUCAGGAGAGCAGGAGGAAGACCAGCAAGACACAGAUUCCUGCUCUUCUGGUGAACUGCAAGUGCCGAGACCAGGAGCUCCGGGUGGCCGUGGACACAGGCACCCAACACAACCAGAUCUCGGCUGGGUGCCUCAGCCGCCUGGGGUUAGGGAAGAAGGUCCUCAAAGCCCCAGGUGGGGACGUGGCACCUGGGCCCCCCACGCAGGUGGAGCAGCUGGAGCUACAGCUGGGCCAGGAGACGGUGGCCUGCUCAGCCCAGGUUGUGGACUCUGCUUUCUCUCAAGUGCUGCAUCGACCUCGAGCAUGGAGUGCUGCGGCUGAGGGCCCCCUUCCCAGAGCUGCCCUUCCUGCCUCUGUACCAAGAGCCUGGCCAGUGACUGAUGAACCAGUCAGUCCCCGGGGGAAGGACCUUGCCUCGGGGAAGAGCCAUGUUGGGGAAUGGGGCAUUACUAGAGCCAGUUACCUGGGACUAUCACGUCUGUCCCUUCUGUCACCACCCUGACCCUGCCGUCCCAUUGGCCUCAGUCAGCCACAUUCUUCUCUGCUUCUCAGCAACUGCCCAAUCCUCCAGAAGACUUCCAGAAAGAGGGCCCAUGAUCUCAGGGGACUGGCCUCCCCGUUCCCCUCCAAAUCAGGACUGUGGAAAAGGAUGUAAGCGUGGCGUGGUAGGAACUGGUCCAAGUCAAAGGCUGCAGCCCGUACUGUCCUUUACCUGCCUCCAGAUCCACCCCACACACCCCUCGGUGGCCUUCACUCCCAUGCCUCUCCCUUCCCCUCCUGGGGCUUAGUACCUCUUGCAACUAGACUGCCACAUCUCACCCACCAGGGGUCCUGUCCCUGCUGCUGCCUGCCUUUCUGAUUCUGCGCACAUCUGCUCACAGCUGAGUGGGGGAAGAAACAGGAAACAGAAUACUCCGGUACAGUAGAAAGGCGAGUUGGCAGAGGAGCUUCAGAAGCUUUCUCAGUUACCUUUCCUGGGAUUGCAAAUGUCGGAAGUCAGUUAUUAUUUGAUUUCCCUGUGCAAAACCUUGGGUGUACCUCUAGCAUUUCUCCAGGUGUCUCUCCUCCUCCACUUGCUUUUUUACACUUCAGGGGGAUGGAGAGGAACCCUGUUGGGAACUGCCCCUACAAGGUGGACAGGAUGGCAGGGCCUGGCCGUACUCAGACUUGGAACCUAACCAGUAGUCUUUCUUAUUUCUAGAACUACUCACCUCAUUAGACGUUCUUCCUUCCCCUCAUCUCUGGCCUCCUGAGCUUGAGCUUGUCUUAUUUUGGAAUCUUAUUUUGAUCCCUUGCCAGGCUCUGAGCCAAAGCACAAAAACAAGGAGGCUUUUCAUCUUCACUGUAAAGAGAGGAACCCAAACCUUAAGGAGCCAGACACCCUGAGCGUCUUUCUGGCAGGUUUGAGUCUCUCAAGUCACGGACGAAGGGGAGAGGAAGACAGUGGUGUAACUAACCUCAGCUAGGGAACUAGGACGUUGGGGUGGAAACAAGAUUGUGAGCCUGGGGUAGAUUAGAGAACCAGCUGCCCUGUGACAUCUGGUCUUGCCUUUCCCAGCUGAGUCCCCUGACCUCAAGAGAAGAGGAGGGGGCUCACUACCACGCGUGUAAUGUGGGUACCCUGGUCCCUCACUGCCUUGCCCCAUAACCUCUGCUUUCCUGGCUCUGCUUGUUCCUUCCUGCCUCCUGCUGCUUCUAUAACUGCAGACCCCAGACCCAGUGGCAGGCCUUCAGCCCAGCUGCUUCUCCACUUGAAUAAACACCUGUUUCUCUAUGCUCA
This is a messenger RNA of Neofelis nebulosa (Clouded leopard), 2641 nucleotides long. It is a transcript of the gene NRIP2, whose product is annotated as nuclear receptor interacting protein 2. The record is from RefSeq and is a predicted model, not a curated record. The transcript has 6 exons. Gene Ontology annotation, biological process: proteolysis. Gene Ontology annotation, molecular function: aspartic-type endopeptidase activity. NCBI's taxonomy places the organism in Eukaryota, Metazoa, Chordata, Mammalia, Carnivora, Felidae. The coding region runs from base 518 to 1363 and encodes 281 amino acids.